CUGGGCAACUAUGUCAUGGCACAGCACAAGUUUACGUAGAAUCCUUGUAUGUGUGCAGUUAGCUAUACUUAUAUCACUGCAUUUGUUAGAUUAGGUUCUCAUCACCAUCAGAGGCCUUUCGUUCUUUGAUUUAGCAUCAGUGUGCGCUCCACUGUUACAUAAGGAAAGCGGGUUUACGGGUGAAGUCUAAGAACGUAGAAGUUCGAAAAAUGGACCAGGGCCACGGCACACCUGGGUUCCACUCCACUCUUCGACGCAAACUGACCAGCCUGGUGAGCCGCACAGGCAAUCACUCGCGCAAGAACCGUACACCCCACGGCAGCGAUGCACCAGAUGUCAUCGCUCACCUGUCCCUGGACAUUGCCAAGUGGCAGUCGAUGGACUUUUUGGCUAUGCUACUGCUGGUCGAGCAGUUGCGGGAAAUGACUGAGAUAGACCGAUUCGAUUCGAAGGAGCGCCGGGGACAGGCUGGGCUGGCGGUUAAGCCGUUGAUUGAGAUACUGACAUUCGCAUACAGUGAUCAGAUAGGGCAGGAGACAAGGGGUUCUGGUGCGAGUGACAGUAACGAGAAGGGCAGCUCCACGUCGAGUGCAAAGGUCACGCCAGCCACCGAUCCCACGUUGGUUACGGUGGUCAUACAGGUGCUGCUGUGUCUGCGAUACAUCACCAAAGGAGAUGCGGCCAACAUCGAGGCAGCCACCUCACAUGGAGCGGCACAAGUGUGCAAGAACAUCAUGGUCAAGUACUCGGCCAAUUCCCUGAUACAACGCAACUGUUACAUGGUGUUCAGAUCUCUGACCUUCAACCGAGCCGACAACCAGAGGUAUAUAGUGCAACAGCUGGACGUGGUGCCCUUAGUGUGCCGGUCUAUGACCCGUUUUGCUGAGAAUACCAGUUUGCAGGCGUCGGCGUUUAUGUUUAUACAGAAUAUCACCUGGUUGGUGGAGGAGAACCGCCAGAUUGUGGAGUUAGAGGGGGGCAUAGCGCUCAUCCUCACUGCAAUGAAGAACAAACCAGAGAGUCUGGAGAUACAGAAGUGGGGCUGUGGGGCAUUGCAGAAUCUGGCCUGCAACAUCGAAUGCACCGUCAAGUUGAUACGGACGGGAGUGCUCGAGGUAGUGCUGAAGGCUAUGACCGCUUUCCCACGGGAUUGUAUAGUGCAGAAUUAUGGGUUGGGAGUGAUGCGGAAUCUCUCAUUCAUGAAAGACCAUCGCCUGGAAGUGGCUAAGACGGGGGCUAUCGGUUUGGCCUUGAGAGCCAUGCGAAACCACCCCUCAAGCCUAGAGGUACAAUCAUCCGCCUGCUCCUUCAUCUUCAAUGUUAUCAUUGAAGUGGAUGCCAAUCGCCUUCUGCUACUACAAAGUCCGGAGGCGUUGGAUCUCUUCUUUGACUCCAUGGCCCAUCAUUCGGACGACACUCGCUUUGUGGAGAAGUGCAACUACUUACUCGAUCAGCUCGCAUCUGGCAAUCCACACUCGUGCUAUGUGGCCCCAGAGUUAAGUGUCGAACCGUAUUCGCUACUGGAAUUGGCCGCACGGCAACUGGCGAGAGAGCGUAAAACUAUGGCUGGCAUUGCUGUUGGAUUCCUUCCGAGUGUAUUUAAGAUGGUGGAGAGCGCGAAAGAAUGUCCAGAGUGCACUCAGCAGUAUGUGAGCAACUAUGCUGUGGCCAUCAAGUCCAAGCCUGUCUGCUGGACUUUGACGCGUGUUUGCAGUCGUCGCUGCGUGGGGACUAUGACGCGGCGAUGUGUGGUAUGUUUGUGCACUUGCACGUACGUAUGACAGUAUUUAGGGCUUAGGGUUGUAUAGAGUGUUAACGUACGCGGCGCACUUGAGCUAAGUCUCAACAUUCUUAGUUUGAUUACUUCUUAGUUUAAUUCUAGGACUCUCUAUGCGCUUAUGAAGGAAGCAUAGCUUCCGAGUCGGGGCUAGUGCGCAUUUCCCGAAACCCUAGUAACAGUACAUGUGAGUUCCAAUGCAUAGGCUCUUUCUUUGCGAGUGGUGUCCUGUGCUAUAUUGUAUGUAAAGUCUGCGAUAUUGUCUACCGAUGUUCUGCCCACCUGGUAUAUACACAUGAUGCUGUUUUGUGGAUUUCCGGAAUUCCUCAUCCUUGGCUGAUUGAGUUGAGCGUCAGCUGUCACGAACCCAAGUACAACAGUAUGACAUCUCUCGGUUCUGGGCUCUUGCGCAGUUGUUGUGUAUCGGAACUUUGACAAGUUCCUCAGCACAACUGCAUGUUGUGUUCUCGCUUUGUAGUCAAUUCGUUUCUUAUUUUUUUCGGCAUUCAAGCACAACUUGCGCCGCGUCGGUGGUCUCGUGCCGUUCAUUUUUCUUGUGUAAGAAUGGCUCAUCGUGCCUUUGCUUUAGUCGGGAUCGUGCUCCGGCUGAACCCAGCCGCAGCCUUCAAGUGGUGUAUCUAUUUUGCUCCACCGUUGAUGAGUAGGGAACACUAGUCUGAUUUAAUUCUACGGGUAGUCGUGAGGCGAUCGUUUUCAGCCCCUGCCCAUAGCUGUGUGAUGUUUACUUUCUUUUGGUAUCCGUUUCACACCACAGGAACAGUACGGUGACAUCGCAUCGUUACAAGUGGCUCAGGAUGGCGCGGUUGCUGGUCUCUUGGCAUAAGUAGACAUGCACAAAGAUUUCUACAAAAUAAUGCGAAACACGAGGAGGAGUGAAAAUGUAAAGCACAUGCAAUGAUACCCCCUGAGAUCAAAUGGGGCAGACAAUAUGCAGCAUAUGUAACAAUAGUACACAAGCAAGCCAGUGAGCAACAGAGACACUACAAGCCGUGCUUAUCUGUGGGGAAAGUUUAGAGCCUAUUCACAAUCAUUCAGGUUCUAGUAGACGUUCGUUGAGACGGUUACCAUCUACACUCUGCAUAAAUUGGUGCUAGUUAGGUGAGAUUUCCCUUGUAAAUCCUCGGUGAUGGCUUCACAAGCACGAAUAGGGCUUCUUCAGUGACAUUAUGUCUCUUCUAAUAUAGUAAAUAAUAAUAAAAAUGACUUGUACAGAACUAUUAGAGGUGAAAGUGGGAACGUGUAUGAAUUGCAAAGCAUUCUUUGAAUACAACGAGAAUACUGAAAUAGCCAACAUCCUCUAUUCCUCAUAUAUGUAAAUAUAACGAGAAUACUGAAAUAGUCAACAUCUUUCCAUUCUUACUACAUGGCCCUUUUUAGCAGGUAUAUGGGUAAUUGUAUGACACUGAUACGUCAAAUCAAACAGUACAGCAAAUAUCCAUCACUGGAUAGUAUGUAGGGCAGUUUGUUUGUGCAAGGUGAAUGGUCUUAAAGGUGACACACUUGUGUGUCCUGCUGCACUCUUGGCCUGUGGGAGAUGCUACCGUUCACUAAUUAGAAUGCUGCUUUUCUUGCUUAGAUAUCUAAACCAGAAGUUUGUAUUUCAGAUUUAAGCUAGGCAGAGUAAAGCCUUGGUUACUGCAAAAGAUUUCUAAUUGUAGUUGCUCUAACGUAACCGCGACGAGCUCUGAAACACUACCAUCCUUAAAUGAUAAAAAAUAGUUCGCACAUAUUUGCUGAGAUUAAAAACGUGGUGAAAUGCAUUCGCAACAGAGAAGCGCAUUCAUUCGGCAAUAUUUCGAAACUUGCACAAGAUUGUGCGAAUUCCUAUGCAAGGCCAGAACAAAAAGAAUAGUGCUCCUGGUUUGCCUUUGUAAGUCGCCGAUCUAUCUAUACGUUGAGUAGCUCGUGUUGUCUACAUACCACCAGACGCAAAUCGAUUGGUACCUAUAUUUAAGUGUUAACUUUCUAGUAAUCUUCUCUCCCUAUGUGGCAAAAGUAGCGCACCACUACGGAGCUUGCGCGCAAAUGAUGAGAUUUCAACCAAGAGUUUGACGCAACCAUAGUCGACAUACGCGGUCGUAUAUUCCAACCCUGAUCCAGUUAGGUUCGAAAUUAAAUAUAGACACAAAUAUGUCGUGUAAGUAUACCUUUAUGGUUUGUUUCUUCAAACCUACCGUCAUCUCAUGGAAGAAAGGUCAACAAUUCAUAUCAGGAUGUUAUCGAAUGGUUGCGCUGCAAGAUUGCAGACAUUGUAGUGUAGCCUGUGGGUCCACCGAGCUGUCACCUAUCGCAUAUGCAUCCUCAUUUGACAGCAUUCGAUGCAAAUCACAAUCUCGAUGUCCCUUACUUUAAGAGCCAAAACUCCUCGAGGGUAACCGAUACACAGCGUUUCUUUAUGAUCUUAAAUAUUUCAAUGUAGCAUUCUAUAUUACAGUAAGUUGAUCGAAAAUAGGAGCGGUGAUGUCUCGGCUAUUUUGAUUAAUUUAUUGACAAUUAGUCCAUAGUGAACCGAUUGAUGCAAUAAUCAAUCUUGCGUUGCUAUAUUCAGGUGAACUACCAAAAUGGGCUGUCACGGAGAAAAAAAUUCUCACGAUCUUAUUAUUGGAAAACGUGUAACCUCAUUUGAUGAUGUCACAAAUAAUUGCUUUUACCUCAAUUUCAGAAUGAAUGAAUUUCUUCGAUUGGCCAAAAUUGUAUCUAGAUGUGAGCAACGAUUUUAACUCAUAGUCGUUUCAUAAGCGAACUCUUCUCUCACUGACCUUGCCCACUAUUCUCCAGUAUUGAAAUCCGAUUCACGAAGGUGCAUCUUGUCUAUCGCAACCAUUCAUUCGCUCUAUUCUCUGCAGAAGAAGAAAAUGCAUCAGAACAUGAUCAUUGCGCAACAACUAUUCGAAAAAUGUUUGUUCUGUGAUAAACCUUCUGGAAACCCCCAAAAAAAGUGUAUACUACAAGAUCGGCUCCAAUGCUGUGCGAUCAACAUUGUUUAUUUGUUCCUCAGCGCACCGUAUCGUGCUGUAUGGUCGGAACGUUUUAUCGUGCCCCUGUUUCAAAUAGUUUUUAUGUUUUGGAUAACCAUAGGUAUAUGAUGUUGCCUUCUGUAUUUGAAUUGCAUACAUAUAUAUACUUUGUUUGAAAAGUAAGGUGAAUCUGGAGCGCUCGGAACUUUGAUGAGCGCUGGCCAUUAUGACACAUGCAUGUGAAGUGACGACGUAAUAUGAAGGCAUUGGUAGAUUUAGCAAUAUGGAGAAUUUUGAUAGCUAUGGUCCAGGCAAUUUGUUCAAUCAAUCGUGGCCAUACCUUGUACAUUUCACUCGUGACGUGGUGAGAUUUAAACACUUUCAAAGCUGACGUCGAAUCCUGUCAUUUACAUAGAAGAGUAUUAUUAUUCGACUUUAAGUUAAUCCUAAGACAUGUUCUUUACCCAUGUGACUGUUCAAAGAUUUGGAAGAGAUGCUCGGACCUAUGCUUCUCCUCCCCUGGCUGACAUCAGUCAUAAGCUGGACGUUUUCUUUAAUAACGUCCAUGUACGCUGAUAAUCGGCCACGACUUUUAGUGGGGGGUUCUCAGCGCGACGCUAUUUUGAAUCUAGUCUGUAUACAAGUCUAAUUGAACCGAAUUUAAAGUUUGCCCUGAGAAACGUUAGGCAAAUUUAUUCCUAUUUUCACGUAUAGAUAGCCAGCUUUACUUGAAACAAAUACCGAUUUAUUUUCACCAAUCUAUGUGUAAUUUUUAAAUUGGGCGACGGUUGUAUAGAUAGUCAUAAGCUAAAUUUUUCAACACGGCUCCAAGAAUCCCGAUUCGUACCAGCUGUUUCAGACCAUGUGCCGAUAUGAUGCUACAGUAUAUAAGUCAGUAUUUCUAAUAGUUCCUAAUACAUAAGGGCAACCCGGAUUUUAUGAAACACAUUUGUCAUUUGCAUGUUUCCCUCGAGACGUUUAUUACGAAAUACCGAUCGCGUUUACAACAAAUCAGUGUGCCAUCCUGACGUGCAGAAUUUAUCUUAGGAUCAGUAUCAGCCAGCCAGUAUCAUUCAUCGUCCGCCAAUUGAUACAGCCAUGAUAUAAUGAUGGGCUCACAGUACACAGGCAUCCAAUAUCAAUCUGAA
Messenger RNA from Sphaeroforma arctica JP610, 5903 nucleotides. RefSeq lists its product as hypothetical. The coding region runs from base 210 to 1781 and encodes 523 amino acids. The transcript has 12 exons. NCBI's taxonomy places the organism in Eukaryota, Ichthyosporea, Ichthyophonida. The record is from RefSeq and is a predicted model, not a curated record. Gene Ontology annotation, molecular function: protein binding.